AUGCGCUUCUUCUCGCUCUACUUUUGGCGCGAGCUCGGGCUGCCGCCCACGGUUGCGAUGCUCAUGCUUGUCGGUAACAACCUCGGCUCCGCCGCGUGGACGAUCGCGCUGCAGCGGCUCUCGCUGCGCAUCGGCCGCCGCCUCGAGCCAGCGGAGCCGCGCCUCAUCCUCCCGAUCUGCCUGCUGCGCUCUUGGCUCAUGAACUCGACUCUCGCUCUCUCGAAGAGCGUGCUCAACGACUACGUCCCCAAGCGGCACCGCGCCAAGUGGGCCUCGCUCGAGAGCGCACGCACCCUCACACCUGCAGGCUCGGCCGCUCUCGGUGGGCUGCUCUCGGACCGGAUCGGGUACCGACACACGUUCCUAGUCACGGCGGCGCUCCAGGCGGUGGGCGUGCUCUUGUACACGCCGCUCGCAUCGCUGGUCGCCGCCGAAGCCGCGCCGCCCAAGCGCGCCCGCGCGAGCACCGCGGCCGAGCCUCGCGCAUGCGGGGCAGGUUCCUCCUUUUCCGCUCCGCCUCGUCAGCCCGCUCGCGCCGCACCGCUCGCGGCGCCCCUGCUGAGGGCCGACGGAACCACUCGGAGCGUGGGCGACCACGCGCCCGAAUGA
Molecule: messenger RNA, 609 nt
Organism: Emiliania huxleyi CCMP1516
Lineage: Eukaryota; Haptophyta; Isochrysidales; Noelaerhabdaceae
Exons: 4
Coding region: 1-609 (202 amino acids)
Source: RefSeq, a predicted model, not a curated record